GCCUUGUGUCGGGGGUGGGACGGACCUGCUUCUUUGUCGGCCCGUUUUACAAAGCGUCCUUGCGCGAUUCUCCACCCGGGAACAGCAAGACAACUUGAAUACGCGUCUGUCGAUUAUCAACAGAUACUUUUAACUAGGUAACCAGCUGCCACAAUGCAGAUUUUUGUGAAAACCCUCACCGGCAAAACCAUCACCCUUGAGGUGGAGCCGAGUGACACAAUUGAAAAUGUGAAGGCAAAAAUUCAGGACAAGGAAGGUAUUCCUCCUGAUCAGCAGCGUCUGAUCUUUGCGGGAAAGCAGCUGGAAGAUGGACGCACACUCUCAGACUACAAUAUCCAGAAAGAGUCCACCCUUCACUUGGUUUUGCGUCUUCGUGGAGGAAUCAUUGAGCCUUCGCUCCGCCAGCUGGCCCAGAAGUAUAACUGCGACAAGAUGAUCUGCCGCAAAUGCUAUGCCCGCCUGCAUCCCCGUGCUGUGAAUUGUCGUAAGAAGAAAUGUGGCCACACCAACAACCUGCGCCCAAAGAAGAAGGUCAAGUAAAAAGAGCAUGACGGGAACCGCCACCAUCCCUUCUCCUGGUACCAGGCUGUGGUGUACCUUAGGCAACUCGAUUCAUCUUCCCUCCUCUCGCGGGAGGCCAUUUUCCCCCUGCCAGUUGGAAUAAACAUUCAGUGCACCAAA
Pseudonaja textilis is the source of this 681-nucleotide messenger RNA. RefSeq names its product ubiquitin A-52 residue ribosomal protein fusion product 1 (gene UBA52). Gene Ontology annotation, molecular function: structural constituent of ribosome; protein binding. Lineage: Eukaryota; Metazoa; Chordata; Lepidosauria; Squamata; Elapidae. Gene Ontology annotation, biological process: translation. The record is from RefSeq and is a predicted model, not a curated record. Gene Ontology annotation, cellular component: ribosome.